UAACUUAACUCAAGGCCCAAUUACUACCUUUAUAUUUUUGGAGCCUUCACCUGCUUGUUGCUGCCUCCCUAAGUGGAUGAUUUUCUCUGUUAUAGAAAUAGCUGAGUCAUCUAUAAGGUUAUCAAAAGUAUACAUAUCGAAACCUUUUUUUAAAAAAGAGGCACAACCCUAAAAUCUACUGUAAGAUUUUGGACUAUGACUGUUUUUCCCUUUUUGCCAUGGUAAGAGACAUCAAGUAUCGUUUAAUACCUAUAUUGUAUCAUGACUUUAAAAUUCUGGUAUCAUGACAACCCUGAUCUCUAAAUUAACUCAGCAAUCUCCAUCUGCUUGGAAAAGAUGCAGUUAAUAGUUUUGAGGGGGAAACCCGCUAAUUAUAAAACCUUGAGUUUGGCAAAAUGCUUAAAAUGCGAUGGCAUUAUUUUUAAUCUGAAAAUUCGUACCGGAAGUUGUCUUCUCAAUCUUUGCACAUUGACUGUGAUCUUGCGGCUCGCAGCACUCACUGAAGCUUUUUAUUCCCACUCUGUAGAUUUUCCACUAAAGAGCCGCUUGGAUUGGGCUGACUCUCUAAUUUUACCAAGACACUGACGACAUUUUAUUAUAAUUAAACAUUUCAGACAUUCCCAUCUCCUCUCAGUCGGAUCCUUUUUUAAUUCUACAUUAUUCUUUGGUGACUUUCUCUCUCUUUCUAUUCCGGUUGGAUUUACAAAGGGCGUGUUUGGGGCGAUCUGUACCGGGAGUUUCAUCUCCUGUACUUGUGUGACUCUGAGGAAUGACAGCAACUGGAAAUCGAUCCGCCUGAAUGGAAACAAUGGAUUAUAAGGAGCUUGGAAAUCAUUUCGAGGAGAAGCUGACACUAACAGACAAAUCUCUUCCUCUGCAGACGGAGGCUCAGUCUAUCCAGAAUGGGGACAAGACAGGAAAGGACAUCCUGACGUCAGAUGACUCAGCCGUCACAGACCUCUCUCCUAAAACAGACUCCAGUCCCAUAACAGAGACUCCCAGCAAGACAGAUGACUCCUCCAAGACCGACCUGGGCAACAGCAGCAGCCCGCAGCCCAAGAAAGAUUCGAUGAGCUCAGAGCAACGACAGAAACUUGCCAAGGAGCGAAGAGAGGAAAGAGCCAGAUAUAUCGAACAGCAAACUCAGCUGCAAGCGGUGAAGAAGGCCCAGUGGCUGGAGAAGGAGGAGAAGGCCCGACGUCUGAGGGAGAGCCAGCUGGAGGAUCGCAGGAGGAAGCUGGAGGAGCAGAGACUGAAGGCCGAGAAACGCAGAGCUCUGCUGGAGGAGAAACAGAGACAGAAACUAGAAAAGAACAAGGAGAGAUAUGAAGCAGCUAUCAAGAGGUCGACGAAGAAGACGUGGGCCGAGAUCCGCCAGCAGAGGUGGUCCUGGGCGGGCGGACUGAACCAGACCUCCCGCAGAGAAAGCAGAUGCUCGGCCUCCACGGUCAACUUGCCGAGACAGGUGGACCCUGUCAUUAACAACAGGCUGUCCAAGUCCUCUGCCACGCUCUGGAACUCCCCCAACAGAACCCGCAGCCUGCGUCUGAGCCCGUGGGAGAGCCGGAUCGUGGAGCGGCUCAUGACGCCGACGCUGUCCUUCCUGGCCCGCAGCCGCAGCGCCGCCACCCUCCUCAACAACAGCGACUCUCCCUCCGCCAGCCCGCUGAACGCCUGCUCCCAUCACCACCCGCACCAGAACGCCGAGCGCUGGAGAGUCUCCUCCGCCAGCACGCCGGACAUCACCCAGCGCCAACGCCGGCGGAACUCCACACCGGUGGACAAAAAGAAGAAAGAGAAGAAAGACAAGGAGAGGGAGAAUGAAAAGGAGAAGAACGCUCUCACAAAAGACAAAGUGCAGAAGAAGAGACAGACGCCGUCUCCCACUACCACGACCCAGAGAUCCAGGCCAGAGACCAGCACCCCGAAGCCCAAAAACAGACCUCCGUCACCCGCCGCCCCCAAGAGUCGGCCCCUGUCCCCGCUGGUCCCUGCCGUUGGAUCGGCCUCAAAGACCCCGACAGGCAAGAAGACGCCUCCUGGCACCAAGACUCGCCCCAAACGAGCCCAGACGCCCGCCAGGGUGCAGCCGCAGACGGUCACUGCGGUCACUGUGGAAGCGGGCCACGAGCCCCAGCAGCCCGACACCGCCGAGGAGAAAAAGAACUCCGGUAAUGUUCCUGCCAUCGUGGUGUCCUCCGUCACGCCUCCUUCUCUCAGCCCGGCGGUCGCAUCAGCGGCCUCUCCAGACGUAGAGCCGGCAGCUGCUGCUUCUCCUGCUGCAGCCUCCACCACUAAUCCUGCUCCUUCUGCUGCACCUGCGGCCGCAGCAGCACCCGCCGCCGCUGCACCGGCUGCUCCGACCAGCAGGCCGUCCGCCGGCACCAACGACCCGGAGGAGGCGGCUCGAGUCCUGGCAGAGAAACGCAGACAAGCCAGAGAGCAGCGUGAGAGAGAGGAGCAGGAGCGUGUGGAGCAGGAGAACAGGAACAAGAUCCUACGGGAGGAGGCGAUGGCCCGGGAGGCCGAGGAGAGGAAGCGCCGAGAGGAGGAGGCUCGCUUCAUGGCCGAGCAGCAGCGUCUGAUGGACGAAGCUCAGCGAGCUCAGGAGGAGAAGGAGGCGCAGGAGAGAGCCAGAGCCGAGCAGGAGGAGAACGAGAGGCUGCAGAGACAGAGGGAGGAGGCUGAAGCCAAAGCCCGCGAGGAGGCCGAGCGUCAGCGUCUGGAGAGAGAGAAACACUUCCAGAAAGAAGAGCAGGAGCGACUUGAGAGGAAGAAGCGCCUCGAGGAGAUCAUGAAGAGGACUCGGAAGAGUGACGCAGGAGAAAAGAAGGAAGUCAAAGCUUCUCCGCAGGUCAACGGCAAAGACUCACAGCUCAGUAAGACAGCUGGAACUCUGAGUCCAGACGCUCCGGUCUUCACCCCGUCACAAACCGUGUCCGCUCCCGUUGUUAACGGCGUCCAGCCCGCCACUCACCAGAACGGCGUCUCACCCAACGGAGAGGCGGCCGACUUCCAGGAGAUCAUCCAGCUGAAGUCCAGCGGGAACCCGGCGUUCGAGGGCAACGAGCCCUUCCUGAUGAAAACAGGCCCCAUGAAGCCUCAGCAUGUCGCAGAGGUCCUGUGAGUCCCCACACAUCUCCAUGGAGACGCGCCUUAUGUCUCUGCUUGAGCUAUGAGAUUCAUGCCACACCACAGCGGCUUAUAAAAAAAAAAAAGUAGUGUGCCAAACAAACUAUGAACUGCGCUGAAUUCACCUGUUACAGUAUCUGCCGCCGGAGGACAAAGAGGAGCUCUCUCUCUCAUCUGAAACAUACAAACAUGCAACAACAAAGUAUUCUCUGUCUUCACCGCGUGUCCUGGUGCAGCAUCUGUCCAGUUUUUUAAUGAAAAUGUCACACGCAGAUUUUACGGUGCACCUUAAAGAUGACUGACUGUGUAACAGAUUUUAGAAAAUACAGUAUAGGACCCUGGAAAUACAUAAUAUUUGACAAUGGUUGUUAUUAUUACCGUCGUUACGAUAUUGUUAUUGUUAUCUUAAGUUGAACAGUGUGUGUGUGUGUGUGUGUGUGUGUGUGCGCGUGUGUUUGUUGUUUUUGUCUUGAAUUACUGAGUUAUUUAACAUGCAGAGGGAUCGUUGGAAGGAGCAGCCACAGACAGUGUAUGUAAAUGUAUAAUGAGCCCGGCUGCCGAGGCCUCCUGUUACAGGGGAUCUGUGAAAUAAAGCUUUAUGAAAGGGA
Molecule: messenger RNA, 3740 nt
Organism: Centropristis striata (black sea bass)
Lineage: Eukaryota; Metazoa; Chordata; Actinopteri; Perciformes; Serranidae
Product: MAP7 domain-containing protein 1-like
Exons: 18
Coding region: 800-3127 (775 amino acids)
Biological process (GO): microtubule cytoskeleton organization
Cellular component (GO): microtubule cytoskeleton
Source: RefSeq, a predicted model, not a curated record